Molecule: messenger RNA, 3189 nt
Organism: Struthio camelus australis
Lineage: Eukaryota; Metazoa; Chordata; Aves; Struthioniformes; Struthionidae
Source: RefSeq, a predicted model, not a curated record
AUGGCUGAAUUUUCAGAAAUGAUGAAAACGGUCCCGUUCUGUAGCUCUGACUUGGACCCUUAUGAGGUUCAGAUUUGGGGACUUUUGGCUCAUGCAGAGCGGCAGUGGACUGUUCCGGUGAGUGUUUUAACCACGUUGGAGCGGCGAUUCAACCUUCAGAGUGCUGACGUAGGAGUCAUUGCCAGCAGCUUUGAGAUUGGGAAUCUGGCUCUCAUCCUCUUCGUGAGCUACUUUGGAGCCCGAGGACACAGGCCACGCUUGAUAGGAUGCGGAGGGAUAGUUAUGGCCUUGGGCGCCCUCCUUUCUGCACUGCCUGAAUUUCUGACCCAUCAGUACGAGUAUGAAUCAGGGGAAAUACGCUGGGGGGCUGAAGGGAGGGAUGUGUGCGCUGCCAAUGGAUCCACCAGUGACGAGGGACCAGAUCCGGACCUUAUCUGCAGGAAUAGGACUGCUACCAACAUGAUGUACCUGCUGCUCAUUGGAGCACAGGUCCUCCUAGGCAUUGGUGCUACCCCUGUCCAGCCCCUAGGAGUUUCCUACAUUGAUGACCACGUAAGGCGGAAAGAUUCCUCCCUGUAUAUAGGGAUCCUAUUUACGAUGCUGGUAUUUGGACCAGCCUGUGGAUUUAUCUUGGGCUCCUUCUGUACCAAAAUCUAUGUGGAUGCUGUCUUCAUUGACACAAGUAAGCUGGACAUCACCCCGGACGACCCUCGGUGGAUCGGCGCGUGGUGGGGAGGCUUCCUGCUCUGUGGUGCCUUACUCUUCUUCUCGUCCCUCCCGAUGUUCGGGUUCCCACAGUCCUUGCCGCCACGGCCAGAGCACACGGUGGAGAGCGAGCAGGCCAUGCUCCCUGAACGGGACUACGAGAGGCCCAAGCCGAGCAAUGGGGUCCUGCGGCACUCGCUGGACACCGAGAACAGCACGUCCUGCUUCCAGCAGUUGCGAGUGAUCCCCAAAGUAACCAAGCACUUGCUCUCCAACCCUGUCUUCACCUGCAUCAUCCUGGCGGCGUGCAUGGAGAUCGCUGUGGUGGCUGGUUUUGCCGCCUUCCUGGGGAAAUACCUGGAGCAACAGUUCAACCUCACCACUUCAUCCGCCAACCAGCUGCUGGGGAUGACAGCAAUCCCAUGUGCAUGCCUGGGCAUAUUCCUGGGUGGCCUCUUGGUGAAGAAGCUCAGCCUGUCUGCUCUGGGAGCCAUCAGGAUGGCCAUGCUCGUGAACCUGGUGUCCACGGCUUGCUACGUGUCUUUCCUGUUCCUGGGCUGUGACACUGGGCCUGUGGCAGGAGUUACUGUUCCCUAUGGAAACAACUCAACUCCGACCUCACCUCUAGACCCAUAUGCCCCCUGCAAUAACAACUGUGAAUGCCAAACCGAUUCCUUCACUCCCGUCUGUGGGGCAGACGGGGUCACCUACUUAUCUGCCUGUUUUGCUGGCUGCAGCAGCACGAAUCUCAGUGGCUGUUCGUGCCUCAGCUCACUCCCAGCUGAAAACGCUACAGUUGUUCCUGGAAAAUGCCCCAGUCCCGGCUGCGAAGAGGCCUUCCUGACAUUCCUCUGUGUGAUGUGCGUUUGCAGCAUGAUCGGGGCAAUGGCGCAGACGCCGUCGGUUAUCAUACUCAUCAGAACUGUGAGCCCCGAACUCAAGUCUUAUGCUUUGGGGGUGCUUUUCCUGCUUCUCCGUUUGCUAGGUUUUAUCCCACCUCCGCUGAUCUUUGGGGCUGGAAUUGAUUCCACGUGUCUGUUCUGGAGCACAUUUUGUGGCGAGCAAGGAGCCUGUGCGCUGUAUGACAAUGUGGUCUAUAGAUACCUGUAUGUUAGUAUUGCUAUAGCCCUGAAGUCUUUUGCAUUCAUCUUGUAUACAACCACCUGGCAGUGCUUGAGGAAAAACUAUAAAAGAUACAUCAAGAACCAUGAAGGUGGUCUCAGCACUAGUGAGUUUUUUGCCUCUACUCUCACCCUAGACAAUCUGGGGCGGGACUCGGUGCCCCAAAAUCAGUCGCAUAGGACAAAAUUUAUCUAUAACCUUGAAGAUCAUGAGUGGUGUGAAAAUAUGGAGUCUGUUUUAUAGUGACUAUGGAUGGAUGAACUACAUUAAUAAUGUAAGGGUCCUUUUUAAUGAAAACAAAAAGAGAGAGUGAGAAUGAAGGAAUACAAAACAACAACGGCAACACAGGAAACUUUUGUCCUUUUCUCAAGAUCAGAUCCAGCCAGGAUUCAGAACAACCACCUCUUUUAAUGGGAUCACUGUUGAAAUCCUGUGGGGGUGAUGGAGAGAACACAACGCCGCUAUGGCUGGGUACCAGCCCAUUUGAUGAUAGUACAAGCUUCCAAGAUGGAAACAGCUGAAGAGCAUCGGUAGCUGCAGAGGUUCACUGGAGAGCUCAGCGAACAGACAGGCUUGGGCGUGAGGCAUAAAGGAGGAAGACGAUAAAGGCAAUGACGGAUUAGGUGGUAGCGACACUGAGUGCCCUGGGGAUAUGCGCAGCCCCGUUACUUCUGCAGUAUGGGCUAACGGGUUAGCUGGUCUGGGCGCUGCUCAAACCCAGUGCGCUCUCUCAAUGAUGGCAAAGAGGGAAAGGGGGCUGGAGUUGUUUAGCCAGUCACACUGUCACCAGCCAUGAGUCCGCGUUAAAUACCUUGAAAGCUGCUGGAAAUCCUCCAGGUAGAGAGCAAUGCAGUGAGAGUUAUCAAAGUCCUUCCAGCCAAGGCUUCUUUGCAGAUCGCAGCUUCUUGGUUGUCUGUGAAUAGCUGUGCUCAGAUCUUUCAGAUCUAGUAAAGUUCAAGACAUUUGCUCACACUUGCCAAACGUGCUGUCAUUUUUAAAGGGGGAUGAAUUCCAAAUAUUUGUCUGUGUAGUCCUCUAAUAAGAUUUUUUAAAAUUAUUUUCAAGCCUGUGUUAACCCUUAAAUCACUGACACUUUUCCAGAGGGGGGAUUUAUUUAUGCUAGUUUGGGGAAGGAUCCUGUUUAAUUCACCCAAACAUAAUGUGACUCAAGGGACUGUUUAAUCCUCUGCGUUUUUUUAUCCAUACGCCUUCAUUCUAAUAUGCUACCAAGCCAAUGAGGACACAUACUAUGUUUUUAAAAAGGAGAGCGAAUGCACUGUGUCUCUAUAAAAAUAAUUGCCAGUUGGAGAAUUAGAGAUAAUAUGAUGAUUUACAUAAUAUAGUUUUUUCAUAUUAUAUGUG